Pelodiscus sinensis (Chinese soft-shelled turtle) is the source of this 1237-nucleotide messenger RNA. NCBI's taxonomy places the organism in Eukaryota, Metazoa, Chordata, Testudines, Trionychidae. The record is from RefSeq and is a predicted model, not a curated record.
GGAAGGGCUGGCUGACGGUAGAUGACUCAGACCAGUGGCCCGCCUAGCCCAGCAUCCUGUCUUCUGACAAGGGCUCGUGCUCAGUCCCUCCGUGGAAAUGAACAGAACAGGGCGAUGAAAGUAUGUGCUAUACUUCCACUGCCGCAGAAUGUGAAGGAUUAUCUGCUGGAUGAUGGAACUCUGGUAGUUUCAGGAAGAGAUGAUCCCCCAACACGUUCUCAUGAAGAAAGUGAUGAUGAUCAGGCAGAGGAAAUACAGUGGUCGGAUGAUGAGAAUACCACAACCCUUACGGCACCAGAAUUCCCUGAAUUUGCACUUAAAGUUCAAGAAACUAUCACUUCCCUGGGGGGCAGCAUCUUCCCUAAACUCAACUGGAGUGCUCCAAGGGAUGCCUACUGGAUAGCAAUGAAUAGCUCUCUCAAAUGUAAAACCCUCAGUGACAUUUUCCUUCUCUUCAAGAGUUCAGACUUCAUUACUCGUGACUUCACUCAGCCAUUUAUAUACUGUACUGAUGAUACCCCUGAUCCUUGCUUGGAAUAUGAGCUUGUACUUCGAAAAUGGAGUGAAUUAAUCCCUGGGGCAGAAUUCAGAUGCUUUGUGAAAGAAAACAAGCUUAUAGGUAUAUCCCAGAGAGACUACACACAAUACUAUGAGCAUAUAUCUAAACAAAAUGAAGAGAUCUGUAGAUGUAUACAGGAGUUCUUCAAGAAACACAUACAAUAUAAGUUCUUGGAUGAAGACUUUGUGUUUGAUGUGUACCGAGACAGCAUGGGCAAGAUAUGGUUAAUCGAUUUUAACCCUUUUGGUGAAGCAACAGACUCACUGCUGUUUACGUGGGAAGAACUGACAUCUGGGAAGAACUUGAAAGGUGACCAUAGUGAAGGGGAGGCUAUGGAACAGGACUAUCCAGCGUUCCGCUGUACAAACAGCAAAGUUACCGUCCAGCCUAGCCCUUACCUGAGCUACCGACUGCCCAAGGAUUUUGUAGAUCUUUCUACUGGAGAAGAUGUUCACAAGCUAAUUGAUUUUCUCAAGCUGGAAAGAAAUCAGCAAGAUGAUGACUGAGGAACCAUGAAGUAGAAGAUGAAAUUGAAAACAAUAAAGUUGGCUAAUUAAAACCACAUAAUAGUGUAGCUGUUCACCAGCCAUCAAUUUAAAGAUUUACCUGCUUUUUAUAUUCAUUUAAAACAACUAAAGAGCUGUGUGUAUUGGUAUAAUAAAUGUACAUUUUAGGAAA